AUGUCUCUCCUCACACACGGUGGCAGAAUCGUGCCCAUACUUGCGGGCCAACAGGCUGCCCAGCACCAAUAUCCCAACGCGACCUCAGAGUCAGUUUCAAUAGAUACAAUCACACCUUCUCAUUCCCAUGAUGUCUCUUUGCUUUUGGGUAAAGAAGAUAUCCUCGCCGGGCGUCAACAGAAAGCCAUGGAUCUCAAGAGCUUAGAGAUGCCCUCUCUGCAGGAACGCGGUCUAGUGGCACUGCCCACAGAAGGAGAUGGAAACUGCCUCUACUACUCCCUCUCAGACCAAUUGUAUGCCACGUUCGACCAUGCAAACGAAAUCCGACAGAUGCUCGCAGCCCACAUAGCCAACAACAAGUCUUACUUCAUGCAAUUUGUCGCUGCCCAUGGUGGUGAACGUCGCCGUCCCAAACGCUCUACCACCUCUGCAUAUGCUACGCGUUCUGCUGAUGUAUCCGGCCCCUCCGAAGCGGAUAUGGAACGGCGGUUCGACGAAAUGGUGUCUUCCACCCGCAAGAACGGCGAAUGGGGUAGCUCCGAGCACCUCCAAGCUUUCUGCCAAGUCUUCAAGGUCGACAUCAAAGUUUACACAAUGGAUGGGGUUCAGACGUUUCGGGAUGUUCAUGCCCUGCAUGGUGAACAUCGGGAAGUUGUUCACGUCGCCUUUCAUGAUUUCAAACACUACUCUUCAGUACGACGCGUAAAUACUUGCCACACAGGACUUCUUUCCAAAUCAAUAUGCCUGGAGCCCCAGCCCCUAUCUGUUCCGCAUGGUGAUGGCGAUCCAAACAAAGAGCCUCAUCCAAAUACUUCCACAGCUCAAUCCGUGGUUCCUGACAUGAACCACAACAACACAUUUCUUCCAAACGCCGCUCGACCCACAAACACACUCUCUCCAUCCUCUUCCUUCUCCUCCACAUCCUCCAACGACACACAACCAACAUCACAUGACUCUCUACCCGCAAAUGACACCGGCCUGGCUGUCGACGUCUACCCUCCUUGGGACAUUCAAUCCAUUCAAGAUGGCCUCGGGGGUCGAUAUCCCCGUGAAACCAUCGUGGACAUGCUCCAAAAAUGCCGCGGCGACAUCGACCGAGCAUUUGCCGCUCUCCUAGAAGAUCAACCUGACCCCGAGAGAAAGGUCAUCCCAGUCCCCUCGCUCAAACCGAGUGUUCAGGCGUCCCGCUCAUCCUCGCCCUUCAGCACAGGCAGCAAGCGUUCUGCCGACGACAGUGAAGAUUCCGAGGACCCACGUCCAGCUAUUCGACGAGGGAGGCCGAGGAAACGUCUCGUCUCUAAUCUGACGCUGGGAAUAUCAAUCCGAGGCGACCAAAAUGAGGUCGUCUCACUGAAUCUGCGGAUGAAAGCAGAUGCCGAAAAAGCCGCACAGGCCGAGAAGGCAAAGUCCGACGACGAUUCCCAAUCAGACGCAGGGUCCACAAAAGCUCCCCGUCGAAGCGGUCGUCUCUCAAAGUCUCGUUCAGCUUAA
This is a messenger RNA of Penicillium angulare, 1491 nucleotides long. Its product is annotated as OTU domain-containing protein. Gene Ontology annotation, biological process: protein deubiquitination. The record is from RefSeq and is a predicted model, not a curated record. Gene Ontology annotation, molecular function: cysteine-type deubiquitinase activity. NCBI's taxonomy places the organism in Eukaryota, Fungi, Ascomycota, Eurotiomycetes, Eurotiales, Aspergillaceae. Bases 1 to 1491 code for a protein of 496 amino acids. The transcript is spliced from 4 exons.